AUGCCACCCGGUGGCAGAGGCGGCCGGUCCGUCACCUGUCGUGGGGGUGCGCGGCAGCAGGACUCCGCCAGGCCAGCAGCGGCGCCCACCCCGCGGCCUGCGUCGCUCUCGCGAUCGAUGGCGCGGCCUCCCCCGCCCCCGCCCCCGCCCCCGCCCCCCUUCCGCACCUUCGCCUCCGGCCGCCGCUUUGCCGGCCACCGGAAUCCCCGUCUAAUUACCUGCGGCGUGCCACAGCCGCCGCGUGGCCCGGGCAGCGCGCCUCUCUGGUCUCUCCCUGCCGCCUCCGGUCGCGAGUUUCACGGCAGACGACGUGCCACCGCGGGAAACGCACAAAUCUGGCCACGUAUCCCGAACGUCGGGCUGGCGGGGAGCUACCUACAUCCGAACGGCAGCUGGCAGUCGAUGUGGCCAGUGACAGGCGUCAAAUACCGGGGCACUCCCGUACCACACAGUGUGCAGCUGUGCGCCGCAGGUCUCGGAACACGGAGAGCCCGCCUCAUCAGCCAGAGUGCGCGGCCGCCAGACGACAGUCGCUCUAAUUACAGUGGCUCCCGCUGGCGAUGCGGCCUCCUGAUUGGCUGUCUGUCACCUGGCCUGCAGCUGCGCCCCCUGCGUCACCUCACGCCACCGCCCAGCGUGCGUCAGCGCAGCCGCCCCGUAUUCCGCCCUGGCACUUGCGGCGUAUCUCCAGACGCGUUCUUUGUGCAAGACCCUUUGCCAGUGCCGCUCGCAAACACGAUUACACGUGUGCCGUGCACUGAGCCCUGCGGGUCUCCUGUUGCAGAGAGCGAGGGUGAGGAGGAGGCGGGGGCCCUGACGCAGACCGCCGCCCCCGCCGCCCUCGCCGCCCCCGCCGCCACGGCGCCCAGCAUGGCGGACCACUACGACGUGGAGGGCCAGGCUCUGGGGAUGGGCCUGGGGGCGGGAGCCGCCCCCGCCGCCCCCCGGCCGCCGCCCACGGCCAACGCGGUUCUCGUCCCCUCGCUCAUCGAGAGGCCGCCCGAGGUCGACAAGAAGGUCAAGGCGCAGAGCGUCCAGCGGGAUCGUGGGCCGCCCCCAGCAGCUGCGUUACGCUGCCGCCGCGCCGCUUUCGCCGCCUGCCCUCCUCGUGGCGCCGCCAUUAAAGCGGCGCGCCUCACUGGCCGGCCGGUCGGUCUGCUGGCGAAGGCCGAGGCCCGCGCCGGGUACCGCCGCGUCGCCCUCCACACACCGACACCGGGUGCUUCACCACUCUCAGUAACAGGUUGA
Molecule: messenger RNA, 1248 nt
Organism: Schistocerca americana (American grasshopper)
Lineage: Eukaryota; Metazoa; Arthropoda; Insecta; Orthoptera; Acrididae
Product: WAS/WASL-interacting protein family member 1-like
Exons: 4
Coding region: 1-1248 (415 amino acids)
Source: RefSeq, a predicted model, not a curated record